Sclerotinia sclerotiorum 1980 UF-70 is the source of this 1692-nucleotide messenger RNA. RefSeq lists its product as hypothetical. The record is from RefSeq and is a predicted model, not a curated record. Gene Ontology annotation, molecular function: serine-type carboxypeptidase activity. Lineage: Eukaryota; Fungi; Ascomycota; Leotiomycetes; Helotiales; Sclerotiniaceae. Gene Ontology annotation, biological process: proteolysis. Bases 1 to 1692 code for a protein of 563 amino acids. The transcript is spliced from 4 exons.
AUGCGUUUCUCAACCGUGGUUUCGACGCUUGCAAUUGCAGGUGGGAUUGCAGAUGCUACUUUUCCUUCUGGAAGAAGCUUACAGCAUGUUGGAAAGAAGGAUAAGCAUGUGCAUAAAGCCAGACAGCCGAUUGCUAGGAAACCACAGCAAUAUGAGAAGAGGGAUGCUAAUAAGUUUCCUUAUUUGACCAAUUCUACUGCUAAAUUCAGUGUGAAUGGUACCGCAAUCCCAGAUGUCGAUUUCGACGCUGGUGAAUCAUAUGCUGGUUUAUUGCCAAUUUCGAAAGAUGCAGAUGAAUCUAGACAAUUGUAUUUUUGGUUCUACCCUUCAACAAAUGAAUUAGCUUCUGAUGAAAUUCUCAUCUGGCUCAAUGGAGGUCCCGGAUGUUCAUCCCUCGAAGGAAUUAUUCAAGAAAACGGACCGUGGAUCUGGCAAUACGGAACCUACAAACCUGUUCCAAACCCCUGGACUUGGGUCAACCUUACCAACGUUGUUUGGGUCGAACAACCCGUCGGCACUGGAUUUUCUCAGGGAGUUCCUACUGCUACUAGCGAGGAAGAUGUCGCGGCACAGUUCCUCGGAUUCUGGGAGAAUUUCGUCGAUACUUUCGCUUUGCAAGGGCGAAAGGUCUAUAUCACUGGUGAAUCUUAUGCCGGUUACUAUGUUCCGUAUAUUGCCGAUGCCAUGUUUAAUAAGAAUGAUACAUCUACUUAUUACAACCUCGAGGCAACCAUGAUUUACGACCCCUCCACCUCCUACAAUGCCAUCCAAGAACAAAUCCCUGCCGUCCAAUUCGUUGAUUACUGGGGUGGUCUUUUCCCCUUCAACGAUACUUUCAAAGAGCAAAUCCACAACGUAUCUGAUUCCUGCGGUUACACGGAUUUCCUCUCCAAAUACCUCACCUACCCACCUCCAGGACCCCUCCCGUCCAUCCUCCCCGGCACGAGCGAAGAUGGAAUUUCCACCACCGACGAAUGCGACGUCUUCGACCUAAUCUACAACGAAAUCUUCAGCCUCAACCCCUGCUGGGACAUCUACCAAGUCGCCACCACCUGUCCGCAACUCUGGGACGUUCUCGGAUUUCCCGGUUCCAACCCCUACCUCCCCGAAGGUGCCUCCAUCUACUUCAACCGCACCGAUGUACAAAAAGCCAUUAACGCCCCCACAAUGGAAUGGGAAUCCUGCUCCAACAUCGACGUCUUCGUAAACGGAACCGACAACUCUGACCCCUCCGGACUCUCUGUCCUCCCCUCCGUCAUCGAACGCUCAAAACGUACCAUCAUCGGUCACGGCGCCUUAGACAUGGUCCUCAUCGCCAACGGCACCCUACUCAUGAUCCAAAACAUGACCUGGAACGGCGCCCAAGGAUUCCAAAGUAAACCCACCGAGCCCUUCUACGUACCCUACCACGAAGACCUCUCCGCCUCCACACUUACCGGAUCCGGAAUCAUGGGAACCACACACACGGAGAGAAAUCUCACAUUUGUAUAUGUAGAUUUGAGCGGUCAUAUGGUUCCGCAAUAUGCGCCUAGUGCUUCGUAUCGCACGGUGGAGUAUCUGUUGGGAAGAAUCGAUAGUCUUUCUAGCACGGUGCCGUUUACCACGCAAGAAUACGUGGCGCAGAGUGAUGCGCCCAUGGGUAAUGGAACUGCGCCACCCAUUAAGAGACAUCUUGGGAGUAUGGAAUUUUAG